Molecule: messenger RNA, 1521 nt
Organism: Grammomys surdaster
Lineage: Eukaryota; Metazoa; Chordata; Mammalia; Rodentia; Muridae
Gene: Creb5
Product: cAMP responsive element binding protein 5
Exons: 10
Coding region: 16-1521 (501 amino acids)
Biological process (GO): regulation of transcription by RNA polymerase II
Molecular function (GO): DNA-binding transcription factor activity, RNA polymerase II-specific; cAMP response element binding
Source: RefSeq, a predicted model, not a curated record
UAUGAGGACUCCAAGAUGAACUUGGAGCAGGAGAGGCCGUUUGUCUGCAGUGCCCCAGGCUGCUCCCAGCGUUUCCCAACAGAGGACCAUCUGAUGAUUCAUAGGCACAAGCAUGAGAUGACCUUGAAGUUUCCUUCAAUAAAAACAGACAAUAUGCUAUCAGAUCAGACUCCGACGCCCACAAGAUUCCUGAAGAACUGUGAGGAGGUGGGUCUCUUCAGCGAGCUGGACUGCUCCUUUGAGCACGAGUUCAGGAAGGCUCAAGAGGAAGAAAACAGCAAAAGGAAUAUCUCCAUGCAUAAUGCAGUUGGUGGGACCAUGACGGGGCCUGGAUCUCACCAGCUCGGCAGCACCCGGAUGCCCAACCACGACACCAGUGUUGUGAUUCAGCAAGCCAUGCCUUCGCCCCAGUCCAGCUCAGUCAUCACGCAGGCUCCCUCCACCAACCGCCAGAUCGGGCCUGUUCCAGGCUCUCUAUCAUCUCUCCUCCAUCUCCACAACAGACAGAGGCAGCCCAUGCCAGCUUCCAUGCCUGGAACCCUGCCCAACCCCACCAUGCCAGGAUCGUCAGCCGUCUUGAUGCCUAUGGAGAGACAGAUGUCAGUGAACUCCAGCAUCAUGGGCAUGCAAGGUCCAAACCUCAGCAACCCCUGUGCUUCUCCCCAAGUCCAGCCAAUGCAUUCAGAAGCCAAGAUGAGACUGAAGGCUGCGUUGACUCACCAUCCUGCUGCCAUGUCAAACGGGAACAUGAGCACCAUCGGACACAUGAUGGAGAUGAUGGGCUCCCGGCAAGAGCAGACGCCGCACCACCACAUGCACUCACACCCGCAUCAGCACCAGACACUGCCGCCCCACCACCCCUAUCCACACCAGCACCAGCACCCCGCACACCAUCCCCACCCACAGCCUCACCACCAGCAGAACCACCCGCACCACCACUCCCAUUCCCACCUUCAUGCACACCCAGCCCACCACCAGACCUCGCCACACCCACCCCUACACACGGGCAACCAAGCACAGGUUUCACCAGCCACACAACAGAUGCAGCCAACCCAGACAAUACAACCGCCCCAGCCCACAGGGGGACGCCGGCGAAGGGUGGUGGAUGAGGACCCGGAUGAGAGGCGGAGGAAAUUUCUGGAAAGGAACCGGGCCGCCGCCACCCGCUGCAGACAGAAGAGGAAGGUCUGGGUGAUGUCACUGGAAAAGAAAGCUGAAGAGCUCACCCAGACAAACAUGCAGCUUCAGAAUGAAGUGUCCAUGUUGAAAAAUGAGGUGGCCCAGCUGAAGCAAUUGUUGUUAACACAUAAAGAUUGUCCAAUAACAGCCAUGCAGAAAGAAUCACAAGGGUAUUUAAGUCCAGAGAGCAGCCCUCCGGCGAGCCCCGUGCCAGCGUGCUCUCAGCAGCAAGUUAUCCAGCAUAACACCAUCACCACAUCCUCAUCUGUCAGCGAGGUCGUGGGGAGCUCCACCCUCAGUCAGCUCACGACUCACAGAACAGACCUGAAUCCUAUUCUUUAA